CCGGCUUCCUGUUUCGGAGGGCGGCGGUGCCUGAGGGCCAGCGGGAGGAUGGCGUCUCCCUCUCCGGCCUGCCCGUGGGUGGAGGUGCGGGGCUUCCCUCCGGAGGCGGCGGAGGAGCUCCUGGUGCUCUACUUCGAGAACCGGCGCCGCUCCGGAGGGGGCCCGGUCAGGGACUUCCGGCGGAAGGGACCCCGCGCACUCCUGGCCUUCGAGCAGGCCUCAGAUGCAGAGAGGGUCCUCUCCAGAGCCGAGCACGUCCUGCAAGGUGUCCGCCUGGAGGUCCGUCCGGGACCUCCCCGCGACCAAAAGAAGGUGCUCCUCUAUGGCCUGAGUCCCCAGAGCAGCCAGGACUUGGUGGAGCUGUACGUGGAGCACAUGCUGAAGUGCGACCGGGGCGCCUACUCCCUCUUCCGCAGCCCGGAUGGCAGGCAGGCCCUCGUUCAACUCCAGCGGCCCAUCAGCCACGCAGAGUUCCUGUCGCUGGCGGAGCAGGUGGGGGGCCGCCCACUGGAGGGGUCCACGCUGUGCCUGGAGUGGCUGGAGCAGACGGAGAGCUUGCUGGUGCGCAGCCAAGGCGGGAAGGAGCCCCUGCAGAAGGACCUGCUGGAGCUCUACUUCGAGAGCAAGCGCAGCGGAGGGGGGCCCGUGCGUGAGGUACACCUCCUCCCGGGAGGCCUCACUGCCAUCGUCACCUUCCAGGAGCGGGAAACGGUGGAGAGGGUCCUGCAGCAGGGCUCCCACCAGCUCCCAGGGGUCGCCUUGGAUGUCUGUCCUCACUACGACUUCCUGGAGCCCCCACAAGAGAAGGAGAAGGAGGAAGAGGAGGAGGAAGUGUGGGAAGUGCCCAAUGGAGGAGAAGCGGAAGGGGGCAUGGAGGCCUUGCCAGAGGAGGCCCUCCAGCUGACCUGGAUCUCUCUCCCGGAGGAGGUCCCCCCACGCCUGCUGCAGUCCGACCUGGUCUUGCAAGAACUAACCUCUCCAGUGCCGGAGUGCUCCUUGCGCCUGGAGGGGCUCCAGCUGUGCAUCUCGGGGGGAGACUCCACUACACGCUCCCGGCUGGAGGCCCACAUCCGAGGGGUCUUGCGGGAGACCGUCAUGGAGCUCGUGCCCCUCCCCGACUGGACAACGGCAGACUUCCUGCGACGGGAGGACGUCCAGCAGGGUUUGGCGGAGCGACUGGCAGAGCGACGGGUGGCGGCCUGCUUCCUGCCUCCGGACAAGAGCGGGGUCUCGGUCACAGUGGUGGCUCUGACGGCGUUCCAGGCGCGGCAAGCGGCUUCCCUGCUGGGCUCUUUCCUGCGGCGCUUCUCGCUCCCGCUCUUGGAGCGGCACCUGCCGGCCCUGGCCUCCUCCGCCUGGGAGCGCCUGCAAGCGGAGCUGCGGCUGUGCCUCCUGCGCCCAGCCGAGGAUGGGACCCGGCUGGAGGGGGUGGCGCUGUCCGGCCUGGAGGACGAGAACGCGGAGCGGGCAGAGGCCUUCUUGCGGGAGAGUGCCCCCGACGAGACCCUGGUAGCCAUGGAGCCCGGCCAGCUGCGCUUCCUGCAGCUCUAUCAUCGGGAGGUGCUGGCCGGGCUGACCCACCUGGCCCCACUGCCCAUCGAGGGGAAGGACGUCACCGGUCUGCGGCUGAGCGGGGGGUCCAGGGCAUGCCAGGCGGGGGCCGAGCUGCUCCAAAGCCUCCUGGGGGCCAUCCACUCGCAAACAGUGCUUCUGCCUCGCCUGCCUGGCAUCAGCCGCUUCUUGCUGGAGGAUCGGGGCCGUGCCAUCGUCCAGGGCCUGGAGCCCCGCUUCCACUGCGCCGUGGGUCUGGAGCGCAUCCGCUGGAGCCCCCCGGAGGGACGGCAUGAACUAGAGAUGUCUCAGGAGCCACUGGCCUUGGAUUGCGAGCGGGAUUCACCCCACGGAUUGCAGUGUUUGGGGGUCCAAGGCGUCACACAGCGGAACCAGAGCGGAGCCAGCCUGGUGGAGAUCAAGGGGCUCCUGGCCGCCCUGCAGCCCCCCAGCGCCGCCCCUUCCCUUCCGGCAGAGGAGGAGGAGGACCUCUACACCGCGAUGGAGCAGGUCCCGGCGGACGCGCCCCAGAAGGAGGAAGUGACGGGGGAGGAAGAGGUGCAGGUGGGGCCCUUGGACUUGGAGGCGAUGGAGGAGGGGCCCUUGCCCUUGGAGGAGCUGGCCAGGGUCAAGCGGGCGACAGAGGACGAGGAGGAGGCGCAGCUGCUGCUGGCCAUCCAGGAGUCCAUGGACAGCGCCAGGCAGGAGGAGGAGGAGAUCCGCCGCGCCACCGAGCUCUCCUUGCUCUCCUGGGAGCGGGAGCGGCGGCCGGACUCCGAGGAGGAGGAGGCGGCCCUCCUGUCCGCCGUCAACGACUCCCUGGAGGCCAACGACGAGGCCACCUUGGUGGUCUGGGCGGAGUCUGCGGGGGCCGCGGAGGGGCUGCGGGAAGCGCUGGAGGUGGCCCUCCUUGCCCAGGUGCGGGAGGAGGAGGUCUCCCACGAGGCCCUGCGCCGCCUGCCCCCGCUCUGCCGGGACUACCUGACCCACCUGGAGCGCAAGCACGGCGUCCGCAUCGCCCUGGAUGGAGACAAGGCCAACCUGCGGGGCUUCGCUGACCACCCGGUGGCCGCCACCCGCGACUUGGCGCUGCUGCUGGCCCGCUUCCUGCCGGCCGAGACCCCAGUGGGAGGGGCCCAGUGGGUGCGGUGGGAGGCCUCUGGGCAGGGGUCCCCCAUGCCCUACUCCGCCCAGGCCAGCGCCAUCCUGGAAAGGGCCUGGCAGCGAGGGCUCCGGAGGGUGGACCUCUUCUUCGGGGGACGGCCCUUCGCCUUCGACUUCCACCGCAUGGAGGAGUACGACGUCAGCAAUGCCCGGACCCUGCCCAUUGGACGCAUGGAGGCUCCCGCUGACCCAGACCCCAUGGGCCCACUGGCGGAGGACGAGGUGAAGCUGGUGCCGCUGGUCGAGGGCUCUGAGGAGUUCAGGGACACCGUGCGCCGCUUCUACGACACGCUGGAGGAGCUCCACAGCAAGAUACGCAUUGUCAAGGUGGAGAAGCUGGUGCACCCGCUGCUCUACCGCCAGUACCAGCUGAAGAAGGCCGCCAUGGAGAAGGCCUGCGGGCACCAGGAGGUGGAGCGGGUCCUGUACCACGGCACCACCGAGCAGUCCACACGCGAGAUCUGCCAGCACGGCUUCAACCGCAGCUUCUGUGGGAAGAAUGCCACGCUCUACGGCCACGGCGUCUACUUUGCCCGCAAGGCCUGCCUCUCGGUCAAGGAGCAGUACUCUCCCUCCGGCCCCAGCGGCAACAAGCACGUCUUUGUGGCCCGGACCUUGGUGGGGGACUUCACGGCGGGGCGCAUCGGCUUGCGGGCACCCCCUUUCCGAGAGGAGGAUGAGGGGGAGGGGGAGAAAGAAGGCGGGGCUCCGCGCCGGCGCUACGACAGCACCGUGGACUGCCCCCACGACCCCUCCAUCUUCGUCAUCUUCAACGACACCCAGGCCUACCCCCAGUUCCUCAUCACCUGCCAAUGGUCCAAGCUGCGCUGAGAAGGGCAGCUUCCUCUUUGAUUGACACUUUCUGAUCCGGAAUCAUGGUCUUGAUUUUGGCAUGGGCUAUCUUUAGCUCUCCAGGUGUUUUAGACUGCAACUCCCACCAUUCCUCACAUUUCCCUUAUCCGUAUCCCACCAAUGGCUCUCCGUAUCCACGUCCCACUAAUGGCGCCCCGUAUCCGCGCCCCACCAAUGGCUCCCUGUAUCCGCGUCCCACCAGCUUAAGCGGCCGAGGGGGAAAAGGAAGGGGCCUGAGGCUGUGAGGAAUGGUGGGAGUUGCAGUCCAAAACACCCGGAGGGCCGUAGUUGGCCCAUGCCUGCCUUACUCCUUCCUCAGGUAUUUGCCCUUUGUUGGGGGUCUCCACAGAGGCCUCUUCAUGGUGGGCCUUCUUGCCAAAAAGGGCUGUAUGUCUGCAAAAUGGAUGGAGAGGUUGACGCUUUACAAAGGUUGCACGACAGAAUUAAAGAAAACCCAGGCACGGCU
Messenger RNA from Anolis sagrei ordinatus, 4033 nucleotides. NCBI's taxonomy places the organism in Eukaryota, Metazoa, Chordata, Lepidosauria, Squamata, Anolidae. The record is from RefSeq and is a predicted model, not a curated record.